AUGGUGUCCUCCAAGAAGCAACUGUCCGAGGACUCUUCCCGGCCGGAUGACCUCAACAUGACCAUGGCUUGGACAGGUUAUGGAGAAUCCAGCGAUCCGCAGGAGUACGUCAAUUCUGAUGACUAUCCCUACUACAUAAGCCUCGAGGCAGACCACUACCACCAAACCUCUUUUGGUAUGGCGGCAUCUGACUACUCCCACAUAUGCUCCCGGUCCGACAUGACGCCUCGCUCGUUCGCGGUCAACCCUAGGGCAUCUACUCUCGACCUACAGGAGCAACUGCAACAGGAUCACCAGUAUCUCGAGGCACUCCACAAGUCGGCUGCAACCCGUCGGGUCCAUGGCGGCUGGGCACAGCACGGGCAUCGAGCAAAUCCAUGCAUCACCGAGCAAAACCUGGCGACGCUCGGUGGCCAGUCUAGCCAGAGCGGGCGGAAAUCCCAGCUCUACCACCGCCCCAAGACAAAGCUCACCACUGCCACCCACAACCCUGGCGCGUCCUCCAAGGACCAAGCCGCCAAACUGGCCAAGGGCGGCCGGCGAGGCGAUGAAAAGUGUGGCACCAAGUCCAGCCGUUGCUCUGGCUAG
Messenger RNA from Thyridium curvatum, 588 nucleotides. RefSeq lists its product as uncharacterized. NCBI's taxonomy places the organism in Eukaryota, Fungi, Ascomycota, Sordariomycetes, Thyridiales, Thyridiaceae. The coding region runs from base 1 to 588 and encodes 195 amino acids. The record is from RefSeq and is a predicted model, not a curated record. The transcript has a single exon.